GUGUGACGGACCCCCCAGCCGCCCGCGGCCCGGGACCCCUACCUAUCCUCCGUCUCGCCCGCCGGGCUGUGGAACUAGCGCGUGCCCCCUCGCCGGCCUCGACGUCUUCCGUCCGUCCCUCACUCGUGGCAGGGCGCAGCUCCUAGUCACUCAGCUGCGCGCCGCCUCACGCGGCCGGGCUGCCGGACUCGGAGGUCCGCGUCUCCCUGGCCCUCCAAGGGCUAAGGCCGUGAUUCUACAGCGGCUGGGCGUCCAGGGCCUCGGUGGGGGUGGCGUGUCUGCCCUUUUUAUCUCUUCGCAAGACCCCCAGUCUUGUAGGGAGGCCAGUCAGUGAAGCGCAGAGGUCUCGGCGCGCCGACAGGGAAUCCAGUCUUUGAGGACCGAGUAGUCCCGGGCCACCUCCCGCCUCUGCUGUCAGAAGCAGCAGCUGCAGCCGUGGAAUCCAAGAUUUCGGGAGCUGUGUCCCUCUCCUCAUGUAAAACAAGUAGACUUGGACUGUGUUUACUAAGGCGCCCUUUAUCCCUUCCAUCCUGUGAGCGGACAGUUGCCUUCAACUUUCGGGAAGAGCUGCCGGUUCGGUGGAAAAGCUGUGGCUGGGAAUCAGGAGGCCUGUGUUCUAGCCGUGGCUCCCCCACGAACUCGCUGGCGACUCCCAAAAGCUCUUAUUGAGGCUGAAUUUAAGAUUAUUUCAGAUUACACUGUUGAAUUAGGGGCUCCAUUAGGGCCUUUUUCGCUCAGUAAGUUUAUCUGAGCCCGUUUCUCCAACUAUAAAACGAGAGCGUUCAGUUUGAUGACUUUUCAGGUCCCCUCAGAAGCUCUUGACUUUGUGGUUUUCUUUUUCUUUUUAAACUUUUAUCUAAGACCGUUAGAGAAGUGACUUCGUGUUUCGAAUAGUUAGGCUGUCGCAUACAAAGACUUUUAAAUGGAUUGUGCGUAUAUUUAGGAAAGCAUUUUGCUUUGGAGACAGUUUAGCAUUGCUGCUUUCAAGGGAAUCUGAGGAUGGGGAAUAAACUCAGGAAGGAUCGCAAGUGAGGAUUAUAUUAGUUUGUUAGGUAUCAGGGUAAGAGACUGCAUGACCGAAGGAAAAGGGCUAAGGGAAAGGUGAAGGAAAUGUUUCCGGAUAGGAUUAAUUCUCAUGAAAAUCAUGUCUAUAUCCCAAGAAGAGCUGGGACUUAACGUGACUAAAUUUAGCUUAUUUUUUUCCUCCCGAAGUACUGUGUUCUGUCUUUUGUGACCUUUGUUUCACACAUUUGGAUUCUCCACCCCAAACAAAUUUGAUUCAGAGUGGCCAUCGCAUUUGAAAAAUGGACAGACAUUUUAACCGCUUAGUCAAUUGUGUUUCAACUGUCCUGUCGGGGCAGUUCACUAAUAGUAAGAAAGGAAUUUUAUGUUGAAAGUUAAGUGUAUUCAUCACAUUCCAAUGAAAUUUGGACUGAAAAUGAGGCUGUGGAUUUGAUUUAAAUCGACCCGAGAUGGAUGCCUCUGUCAUCAAGAAGGAACAUCUAGGGAGACUAAAGCUUCAAGGUUACUGACUUUUUAUGAUGUUUGGUGGCUAUGAGACUAUAGAAGCAUACGAAGAUGAACUUUAUCGAGAUGAGUCAUCUAGUGAACUGAGUGUUGAUAGUGAGGUGGAAUUUCAACUCUAUAGCCAAAUUCAUUAUGCCCAAGAUCUUGAUGAUGUCAUCAGGGAGGAAGAACAUGAAGAAAAGAACUCUGGGAAUUCGGAAUCUUCGAGUAGUAAACCAAAUCAGAAGAAACUAAUCGUCCUUUCAGAUAAUGAGGUCAUCCAACUGUCAGAUGGGUCAGAGGUCAUCACUUUGUCUGAUGAAGACAGUAUUUAUAGAUGUAAAGGAAGGAAUGUUAGAGGUCAAGCACAAGAAAAUGCCUUUGGUCCUUCCGCUUCCCUUCAGUCUAAUGAGCUGGUUGAUAAGAAAUGCAAGAGUGAUAUUGAGAAGCCUAAACAUGAAGAGAGAUCAGAUGUAAUCCGAGAGGUCAUGAUUAUAGAGGUCAGUUCAAGUGAAGAGGAAGAGAGCACCAUUUCAGAAGGCGAUAAUGUGGAAAGCUGGAUGCUACUAGGAUGUGAAGUAGAUGAUAAAGAUGAUGAUAUCCUCCUCAACCUUGUGGGAUGUGAAAACUCUGUUACUGAAGGAGAAGAUGGUAUAAACUGGUUCAUCAGUGACAAAGACAUUGAGGCCCAGAUAGCUAAUAACCGAACACCUGGAAGAUGGACCCAGCGAUACUAUUCAGCCAACAAAAACAUCAUCUGUAGAAAUUGUGACAAACGUGGCCAUUUAUCAAAGAACUGCCCCUUACCACGAAAAGUUCGUCGCUGCUUCCUAUGCUCCAGGAGCGGACACCUCCUGUAUUCCUGUCCAGCCCCGCUUUGUGAAUACUGUCCUGUGCCUAAGAUGUUGGACCACUCAUGUCUUUUCAGACAUUCCUGGGAUAAACAAUGUGACCGAUGUCAUAUGCUCGGCCACUAUACAGAUGCUUGCACAGAAAUCUGGAGGCAGUAUCACCUAACGACCAAACCUGGACCACCCAAAAAGCCGAAGACCCCUUCAAGACCAUCAGCCUUAGCAUAUUGCUAUCACUGCGCGCAAAAAGGCCAUUAUGGACACGAAUGUCCAGAAAGAGAAGUGUAUGACCCAUCUCCAGUAUCGCCAUUCAUCUGCUACUAUGAUGACAAAUACGAAAUUCAGGAGAGAGAGAAGAGACUAAAACAAAAAAUAAAAGUACUCAAGAAAAAUGGGGUUAUCCCAGAGCCAUCGAAGCUACCUUAUCUAAAAGCAGCAAAUGAGAACCCCCACCAUGAUAUAAGGAAGGGCCGUGCCUCGUGGAAAAGCAACAGGUGGCCUCAAGAAAAUAAAGAAACACAAAAAGAGAUGAAGAACAAGAAUAGAAACUGGGAGAAGCACAGGAGGGCUGACAGACAUCGUGAAGUGGAUGAGGAUUUUCCCAGGGGUCCCAAACCCUACUCUUCUACUGGCAGUUUUAAAACCCAGAAGCCUUCUAAGCUCUUUCACCGUUCAUCGCAUUACCAUAUGUCAAGAGAAGACAAGUCUCCCAAGGAGGGCAAGAGGGGCAAGCAGAAGAAAAAGGAGAGGUGUUUGGAAGAUGAUGACAAUGAUAAUUUAUUUCUCAUUAAGCAGAGGAAAAAAAAGUCUUAAGCUGUCAGGCAGCCUCUGAUGUGGCUUUUCAUUGUUCAUUUGGCCUUUGUGUCUAUAACCUUCUGGCAUUGUGUUUAUUAUCUAUGAUUAAAUAAAGUGAGUUUUUGGUUUUGUUUUUUUAAUUUCAGCCAUUCCUAGAGUUACUGAACAUCCAUGGAGAUCUCAAUUCUCUGUGUCCAACAGGAUAUUAGGUAAGAAAGUACAAAGAUAAACCUGGACUUAUCCUAUUGCAAUAUGUCAUCUUUACUCAAAAUCCUAGGGACAGGUAGAAGAAUUCAUCUUUUCAAGAAAGCUUUUUAAAAAUACUUGGGGGAAAAAAAAAAACCGCAUCAAAAGUAAUUCAUCCUCAACAUGAGUAUGAAAUUAAAUCCUUGCAGGAAGAGAAAUUAACACUAAGAAAAAGUCAUCAACAUUUUUCAACUUUUUUUUUUUUUUACAUUGGAAAGGACAAUAACUAUAAAUCUAUAUCCAGAUUUUCUUGCCACUGAAGCUGUUGUCAGAAUCUUCCUUUGGACAAAGCAUCACUAGCUGACUAUAAAAACAAAAGUGUCAUCAUUGAAGCCCUGAAGAGGCAGGGAAUUGAGCUUCAGCAAAAUACAGGUAAAGAAUCUAUCCAACAUAAAUGUCAGAAGACAAAUUUCCUAAACAAGUGAAAGAGACAUCAAAAAUUUUAACAUAAUCACAAUGAAAUCAUUUUUUACCACUUUUACAGCAGUGUUUCAAGCGUACUGUCACUCAGAUCUGUAGAGAUGAAUAUUACUCAAAAAUUGUUUUGUUCUCUUGCAUUUUUUUGAACUACCACAAAGCUAUACAGAUUUUUUUGUACUUGUGAAUCUUUUGUACUUCUCAUAGCCUAAUGUCAGAAUAAGAAAAAUAAAAUAUCUGAGAGUAAA
Messenger RNA from Chlorocebus sabaeus (green monkey), 4063 nucleotides. It is a transcript of the gene ZCCHC7, whose product is annotated as zinc finger CCHC-type containing 7. The record is from RefSeq and is a predicted model, not a curated record. Gene Ontology annotation, molecular function: zinc ion binding; RNA binding. Lineage: Eukaryota; Metazoa; Chordata; Mammalia; Primates; Cercopithecidae. Gene Ontology annotation, biological process: TRAMP-dependent tRNA surveillance pathway; nuclear polyadenylation-dependent CUT catabolic process; nuclear polyadenylation-dependent snRNA catabolic process. Gene Ontology annotation, cellular component: TRAMP complex.